GGCUGGUCAAUGCUGACGCGCUCAGUGACGUCACCAUACGCGCCGCCCACCCAGCUAGACUUGAUGCUAUAGCGUCCAUGCUAGCCUGGUGCAGCAGCUCGUCACGCACAAACAGGUGACUUCCAGACAGUGCUGGUCCCCGCCAUGGGACCUGAGCGAGUCUUUCCAACUGCUGAGGACGAGGACAAGAGUCCAUGCGACGGAGGCCUGGCGGCGGGGGCAGUGUGGAGCGGUGGCGAGGAGGAAGAGGGAGGGGGACAGGUGGAUUUGGAGGAGGAUGAAGCCAACAACGCAGGUGGGUACUCGUACCAGCCUCUCAGCCAGGACGGGGACGACGGGGGGGAGGCGCCUUCUCACGGCGGGAGUCUGCAGCACAGGAUGGAGGUGAUGGGUCUGCACCUCCCUGAAGCCCCGCCCCCCGACAGCGAUGAGGAGGAGGACCCAGAAGGGGCGGCAGCAGAGAGAAGCCACGCCUCUAUCCCCAUGGAUGCUGCUCAUGUGGAGCUGGUGAAAAGGACCAUGGCGACGGUGGCGUUGCCGUCAUUGGGUGUUCCGCCGUGGGCCCGGGAGAUCUCAGACGACCAGUGGCGGGACGUCGUGCAGCGCACCCUGCAGAGCCGCCACGGCGUCGCCACCAUGCAGCGUACGCGCUGCAAUAACACCUGAGUGCCACAACCAGUAUGCCUGUGGUGAGUCACGACGUCUGCAUCAGGAAGGCAGCGUACCAGAGCGCGGAAGCAAAUUUGUCGUGAUGGAUUUCUGACAAGAAAUGUCAAGUCAUUCCUAAAAUUCAGUUUUCUUCUUCUUUUGACAGUCUGACAUGUAUUUUUAUCUUUUUGUGUAUGUGUGUGAUGAGCACGGCCGGUAAGAGUCCUACAUUGGGUGGUGAUCAGGAUUAACUAUUAAAAUGAAGAAUAAACAAUAUUCUAAGAGACUGGUUUUGCAGUUGUAGGCGUUAUUGAAUGUUCUGUCUAGUCCAGGGGUCGCCAACCCGUCGAUCGUGAGCUACUAGUCAAUCUUUGGGAGUUUGCCGGUCGAUGGCGAGGACAUAAUAAUAAAAAAAAAAAAAGUACAGUCAAACCUGUCUAUAGCGGCCACUAAAGGGAAACGGCAAAGGUGGCCGUUAUAGGCAGGUUGGCAGCCAUUUUGAAUUUGUGUGCGCACAUAUUAAAAUAAAAGUUGUAAAGAACUACUAGGUUAAUAAACCACUGUUAAUAAAGCGAUUAAAGUGCAUCGGCGACAUGAGUUCCCCACAACAAGGGCAAUUACAGUAUUGACCAGUGCACAUUGUCUCACCAAGAAAUAAACGAUGUCACUGUCUGCAACAA
Dunckerocampus dactyliophorus (ringed pipefish) is the source of this 1328-nucleotide messenger RNA. It is a transcript of the gene mea1, whose product is annotated as male-enhanced antigen 1. Gene Ontology annotation, biological process: spermatogenesis. NCBI's taxonomy places the organism in Eukaryota, Metazoa, Chordata, Actinopteri, Syngnathiformes, Syngnathidae. The record is from RefSeq and is a predicted model, not a curated record. The transcript is spliced from 4 exons. The coding region runs from base 145 to 666 and encodes 173 amino acids.